Panonychus citri (citrus red mite) is the source of this 1555-nucleotide messenger RNA. RefSeq lists its product as uncharacterized. Gene Ontology annotation, molecular function: protein binding. The transcript is spliced from 3 exons. Bases 647 to 1168 code for a protein of 173 amino acids. The record is from RefSeq and is a predicted model, not a curated record. NCBI's taxonomy places the organism in Eukaryota, Metazoa, Arthropoda, Arachnida, Trombidiformes, Tetranychidae.
AAUCUUGAAAAGGAAAUGAAUUGAUUAUUGUUAUGUCAUAAUAAUCUAAAUGAUCAAUCAUCAAGUUAAUUCUUAUCGUUGUCGAUAUUAAAGAGACACAAAUAAAAACAUGAUAAUCAAGUGAUUAACUUUAAACAAGGAAUCAGCAACUAAUCAAAACAGUUAUUGAUAAAAUUCAUGACAAAUUGAAUUAAUCAUGAUAAUAAUAGAAAAGUAGGAAGAGAGAGAAAAUAAAUAAACACCUGAUCGGUAAUAGUAUUUACUUAAUCACAAUCUAAUCAACAUCAUAACCAUCAGACAUUGUGUUCAAAUCUGAUUAACUCAAUAAACAAUCAAAAUUAACCAGGUAAUCAAAAAUCGAGUCUUCAAUUUGUUCAUCUUCAAAUUACUAAUUGAUUGAAUUGACCUACAAAUAGUUUUCAAUUAAAAGGUUUGAUUGAUGUUCAUUGGAUCAAUAUCAUCUGCAGUUCAAUAAACAAAGCAUGAUAAUUACCUGGACACGGUCAGUUAAUUAGAUUGUCAAGGAAACCAGAGUUUUGCCAUGAAAAUUAACAAAUAAUUUAGCAGCUAAAUGGCCAAGUAAACAAGUCACAUUGCCUUUGAUUUAGUUUCAGUGUAAAUUCAAUUGAAUAGUGAGUUAAUUGUGAUGGGACUUCGUCGUCGUCGUCGCUCAUCAGCUUCAUCAUCUGAUGGUUUGAUUGAUUUCGACAAAAAUGGAUUGAAUCAACGACCAUUCAAAGUGGUUUAUGCUCGCAAAAAGAAGCCCGAAUCAAGAUUAUCAAUAACAAUCCAGGUCCUUGCAGUCAUUUUCUCUGCAGUGUUAACUUAUUAUGUUUACUAUCAUUUUGAUCAUUUCCAUUUUAAUUUAGUUCAUUUUUAUGCGACUAAACUAGACGAUCCUAAUGCUCAACAUGCACUCGGACAUAAAUUGUUGAAAAAAGGUGAAAAUCAAUUAGCAGCAUUUCAUUGGUUCCGUAAAUCAGCAUCAAAAGGAAAUCCUCAUUCGGCUUACAAUUUGGCUGCUGGACAUUUGAGUGGAUAUCAAACUGACCUCUCAAAAGGUGAAGCCAAGAAGCUACUGGAGUUCGCAGCGAAACAUAAUGUCGCUGAGGCUCAUCAGCUGCUCCAUGAUCUUUGUUACGAUAAACCAGAAUUUUGUGAACAUUGAGACAAGUUAAUUGUUUGUUUCGACUGUUCAACCAACAUUAUCUCAUUGAUUCAUUACAUUGGAUAGAUAAACAAUCACCGGAAUCAUAAGGUUUACCACAAACAAUUAGUAUCUGAAUAAGAAUCAAAGUUUAAUUUAAUUGUUCCACCCAAAGUUUACAUUGUGUUAUUUUAAUUGCUACGAUCAUUAUGAUUGCACAAUAAAAACAUUAAUACAAAUAUAAAUGGACAAUUAGCUGGAUUAGCAGUUUGUUUAUACAACCAUAAUGAUCAAGUUAAUUAUUUUAUUCAUUUGCUUGCUGAUUAACUAACUAAUCAACUCACAUUGAAUUGGAUCGACUUUUGUUUGAUGAAAAUACAAAACGAAAAAAGUUUAAAAAUAAGUUAA